This is a messenger RNA of Pocillopora meandrina, 23704 nucleotides long. The record is from the annotation of a GenBank genome assembly. Lineage: Eukaryota; Metazoa; Cnidaria; Anthozoa; Scleractinia; Pocilloporidae.
AUGAAGAGAAUCGUAACAGUGAUAGGAAAUAAAAGAUCCUUCAGCGACGGUCAUGAUUCAUUGAGAUCAAAGAGACUGCGCAUUUCUGUUGAAGGACAAGGAUUCAUCGAAAGAAAUGAAGGUGGAACAUGGCAGUCACGUGGGCUUUCCCUGGAGAGAAGACGAGAAAUUGACAGAAAUGGAGGAAAAAGUCGUGGGGAGGCUGGACUUCAACAAAAAAGAGAUCCUGAGCCUCUCAAUUACAUGACAUUGGAUAAAAUCUGCAAUUCAAACUCUCCUGAUGAAGGCAUAUUGGAUCUUUUCAACAAUUCUAAACGAUUUGAGGCUCUGCUAAAGACAGAAACAAUACGACCCGAUCUGAUGAAGCUUGUUAUUCGAGCCAUACACAUGUGCUGCUCACCAAAUGAUAAGAAAGAGAUUGCUAACAAAAUGCUACGUAUGGUAAUUAAAACAAAUUUCCUGCAAUUGCAUCUUACUAAGUUUAUCAGCCAAAUGUCCGACGUCUCAGAGCUUGGUGAGAAUCGCCAGCUUGAUAAACUGGUCUUGCUGAUAGCACAGGUUUUCCUGGAGUUGUUGCAGAGAUUUGAACAGAACAUUAUUCACCUCGUUUCCAGUGCCCAACUGAAUGAGACAGUGGGAGAUCUGAAGAGUAAGGGUCUCCUUGAAGACGCAGAGACUUUGGAGAAGAAGCUUCAACAGAUCAAGGAGUACAAAGAUGAAAUAAAUCGCCGGAAAACAACUCACCCAGACGAGUCUCAGCUAACUCCACCCGAGGAUUUUCGCAAUAUGAGCGUGAUCCCAGGAGUAGCUGAUUUAGAACCCCAUAACAAGCCGUUUCUUCGUAAAAACGUUGUUGGUGGAAGGUACUUAGACCAGGAGCACUAUUUAGACGUGCAAUUUCGACUUUUAAGAGAAGACUUCAUCUUACCUCUUCGCAAUGGAAUAAAACAGCUUAAACGGGACCGCAUUCCCAUGGCAGCAGAUGACCCAAGCCACGACAAACGUACGCGAGACGUUCCUGUGUACCGCGACGUCACAAUCUUAUACCCCGUAUGUAGUGGAAAGGGAAUGGUUUACAGAAUCCGGUUCGACUCGUUUCACCCGGAUGUACGUCGGGUGAAAUGGGAGAAGAAGAGCAAGCUUUUUAAGUUUGGCUCCCUCCUGUGCCUUUCAGCCGAUGGAUUUCGCAAUCUUCUAUUUGCGACCGUGGAGAAUCGAGAUUCACGCGAUCUUUGUGUUGGCGAGCUUGAAGUGCGAUUUGAAGAAGCUAAUCUUGAAAUCCUGAAUCAAUUCAUCGAAGAUAAAAAGAAAUUUGAUAUGGUAGAAUCCCCUGCGUUCUUCGAAGCCUACAGACACGUUUUAGAAGGCUUGCAAGGAAUUAAGGACGGUGAACUUCCGUUUGCAGAGCAUAUCGUUCAAUGCGACCAAGAUGUGAAGCCACCUGCUUAUGAAAACAAAACCAGUGGUUUUUUCGACAUGAGUGGAAUAAUAGAAAAGGGAGUGGACUUGACAAUAUCCAAAGCAAGGAACGCCAUGGAAAACAUGGAAACUGAGUCAGUUUCCAGGGAAGACAAUGUCAUCUCCGAUUAUCGUGAUUUAGUAAAUCGUGAUUGGGAGUCGAAUACCGAAGAUGCCGAGUGGAGCAUGCCUGAUCUCGAGUUGCUGUCCGAAGAAAAUUCAGCUAGUUCGGGCCGCGAUUUGGACUACGUUGCCACAGAUGAGCUUUUAAUUGAUGAUAACGAAGGUUCCAGUGAAGGAACUCCGGCAGACGACCGACCUGCUGGUGUCUUGAAUAUCUACGACUUGGAACUCAAUCCAGAAGACCUGGGCUUUAAUAAGUCGCAGAUGAGCGCGUUCAAAAUGGCACUGACCAAAAAUUUUGCGGUCAUACAAGGCCCACCAGGUACUGGGAAGACGUACGUUGGUCAGAAGAUAGCACGUGUUUUGCUACAAAGCGGCACCCUGCGGCAGAACGAAAAUGAACCGUCGCCAAUUUUGAUGGUGUCUUACACGAAUCACGCCUUGGACGAUUUCUUGAGUGGUCUUCCGAGAGAAGGUAAGGAAGUAAACAUUUUUGCAAUCUGCGAUCCUCUUCUUCUCUGAAAAAAAUGCCGAAAUAUAAUAUAUCAGCUCUUCUCGAAUCUUUACGGCGGUAAUUUAAAAUUUAAUAGAGAAGUCUCGAUUGAAGGUCGAAAGUAAUCUAGAAUUGCAUUGACUUUGUCUUAAAGCACAAAACCAAUAUAAUCAGAAACCAAUCCUAACUCAUCAUGACUCGAUCGUUUGCACGUUUAGAUCUGUUGCAAUUGUUUUCUUGAAGUUCCCAUUGGUUCUUUGUGAUCUUUACCUUUUUGAUUGAAUGUUGUUGAUAAUCUGAUUUUUGUUUUGCAACACUCGAGGGGAGAGUGCUCUAAUCAACAAGGAGUUUCUCUCUCCCCCUACCAGCCCUUUGAUUUCUUUCAGAACUGAUCACUUUACCCUCGCGCUUUUUGAUCGAGUGUUUUUUUGAUAGGACUGUUGUUCUUCUAAAUAGGAGAUUGCUGCGAGAAAAAUAUAUGUAUUUUUACUUAGGCGUUUGAUGAACGUGCAUUAAUGAUAAUAAUUCUAAGACCUUGAUCUGGAAUGUCUGCUCCCAUCAGGUAUCGUGCGUGUUGGUGGACGCAGCAGUAAAACGUUGAAAGACUGCACCCUGAGGGACCGGCGCAAGCAAACGGCUUCCAACAAGCUUACUCCAUUAGAAAUAUACAGGGCAAGAAAAAACGCUCAAUGGGAGAUCAAAGAGCUAAACAAAGAUGGAUCCCUGGACCUCUGUGUUGCUGUCCUGAAGUACUCCAGAAGGAAGAUUCUGGCCUUUCGCAUACUGGAGAAGUUCAUGUCACCUCGUCAUGCCAAGUGGUUUACAGAGUCGCAAGAAAACAAGGAUUUACUGUUGUGUAAAUGGUUAGACUUGCGGUACGAAAUCAAGCGGAAGGGUUCCAAGAGCAAUGGACAUGAUAUGGACAGGUACAAAUAUUUUCAUCUGCGGGAGUCAGCUCGGAAUUUCUCGAACGAAGAGGAUUACGAAGACAUCGAGGAAGACGAUGAGGUGAAGCCAUCAGAGGCGACUAUCAGUACAACUGAAGACACUACAGCACCGCUUCAACUUCGCAGAAAACUUCUACGAGAAGAAGCCAUGAGUGAACGCGAAGAGAGAAAUAGUCAGUACGACCUCUUAGGAUUUUCGCGAUUUCAACGAUGGAAUCUGUACAGGUCGUGGCUUCAAAAAGCAGAGAAAUACUACAUGGAGAAACUUCAGAGCAAACAGCCAGAUUACGAAAGAGCAUUGGCGCGUAAGUUUGAAGUGAUGCUCGAGGAAGACUUUCAUAUUCUUCAAAAUGCGAAGAUCAUUGGAAUGACUACUACUUGUGCCGCCAAAUACCGCCGCACACUUCAGCGGAUUCGUCCUAAAAUUGUAAUUGUUGAGGAAGCCGCUGAAGUAAUGGAGGCCCACAUAAUUACGUCACUGACCAAAGACUGUCAGCAUUUGAUUUUGAUUGGUGAUCACAAGCAACUAAGACCUAAGCCGGAAGUUUACGAAUCAGCCAAGAAGUACCAUCUGGAUGUGUCCCUGUUUGAGCGAAUGGUGAAUGUGGGUCUUCAGUGUGAGACCCUCAACGUACAGCAUCGUAUGAGACCUGAAAUUGCCGCCUUAAUGAAACAUAUCUAUGACGAUCUCGAGAAUCACGAGUCGGUAGAGAAAUAUGAAGACAUCAAAGGAAUCAAGAAGAACAUGUUCUUCAUCAACCACAGUCAUUUGGAGAAUCAUUGUGAAGAUUCCCACAGUCACGUGAAUGACUACGAGGUUAAGUUUGUGGUGGCCUUGUGUCGUUAUCUGUUGCAGCAAGGUUAUGAAGCCCAUCAAAUUACCCUUUUGACAACAUAUACGGGACAAAUGUUUGCCAUCAGAGACUGCCUUCAAGAAAAAGGAAUUGAAGAGCUCAACCAAGUGCGCCUGACAACAGUCGACAACUUUCAAGGUGAAGAAAACGACGUCAUUCUUCUCUCGCUCGUGCGGAGCAACAAAGAUGACCAGGCUGGCUUCAUCAAGAUGGAAAACCGUGCAUGUGUGGCGCUCUCUCGUGCUAGAAAGGGCUUCUACUGUAUUGCAAACUUCACCCUUCUCUGCAAACACAGUGAAGUCUGGAGCAAGAUUAUUGACGAUUUGAAAGCGAGUGAUAGCUUUGGCGCGUCCUUACCCCUUAGCUGUCAAAGCCACAAUGAAGAGAUCACAGCAGAAACAGCCGAAGAUUUCGUAGAGAAAGCUCCCAACGGGGGAUGUCAGCGUCCUUGCGAAGUGCGCCUGGAUUGCGGUCAUGCUUGCAAACGAUCAUGUCAUCCAUAUGAUGUCGAUCACUUGGAGUAUCAGUGUGGAGAGCCGUGCGUCAGGAAAAUCGUUGGUUGUGACCACACGUGUUCAAAGGUUUGCUGGGAGAAAUGUGACACAUUCUGUCAAGAGGUGGUGGAGAAGACUUUACCAUCCUGUGGGCAUAAGACAACCGUUAGAUGCGGCAGGGAUUUGAAGAAUGUAAAGUGCGAAGAACAAUGCGAUAAAAUUCUACCCUGUUCCCACCGCUGUCAGAGCCGCUGCGGUCAACCUUGCACAAGAAAAUGCCAAGAGCUUGUCAGGAGAACAGAUUGGCCAUGUGGACAUGGAGAAAAUGUUGCCUGCUCAGCAACUCCAGUAGAAUGCCCAGCCCUUUGUGGGGCCACUUUGGAAUGCGGCCACUCGUGCCCUGGGAACUGCGGGGAGUGUCGCAUGGGUCGAGUUCACAAGCGGUGCAAGAAAAGGUGCAAGCGUCUCCUAGUUUGUUCUCAUGAAUGCCUGGCAUCAUGCACAAAAUUCUGCCCACCAUGUAGGAUGUCAUGCGAAAACCGUUGUAGGCAUUCGGAGUGCAAACACCCUUGUGGUGAGGCGUGCAAGUCUUGCGCAGAAAAGUGCAACUGGGAAUGCUUACAUUACAGAUGUAGCAAGUUGUGUGGUGAGUUGUGCGAUCGUCUAAGAUGUGACAUGCCUUGCAAACAGUUCCUCAAAUGCGGAAGUGAGGGUCGUCCCCAUCGCUGCCGAGGCUUGUGUGGGGAGGAUUGCAUUUGUGCCGUGUGCCAGGACAACGAUGGCUACCCAAUCACCCAAACAUUUUUAGGUGGAGAAGACGAAAAAGGUGCACGUUUCAUUCAGCUUCCGGACUGCAAACACAUCUUCGCAGUAAAAGAUCUUGAUUAGUAAGUAGAGUGUAUUAUAUUUUUCUUUCAUCGAACGCUGAAAUUCUUUGUACACCCAGGUCCAACGAAUCUAAACUAGAGUUGAGCCCCAUUUCGUGGAAUUGUGUGGUAAUUUUAAAAGAGCCGCUACAAGAGCGGAUCCUGGAAUCCUAUAGCCUAAAUAUGAUGAGAAGUUUUCUCAAGACAAGUGCAUUUUGAAUUACUUUAUUGAUUAGUAACGUGUGAUCCUUUUGUUGCUAGAAUUUUGGUGUCAGAUAAAAAGCGACAAAACCCAUACGUCUGAUAAGGGAGGGGGGCUGGUCCUGACCCCUGGACCUUCUCCUUGCAUCUGCCAUUGCGCCAUUAGAACCAAUACUGUCAGACCUUGGCCAUGAGCUUUGGGUGUCUCAGUGUGUGGAGUUAGCUUACACAUGUUCUGUGGACAAUUUUAUCUCGUGUAAAUUAUACAAUACCCUUAACAGUCUUUAUUAUCGUUAUUUCAUAGCUACAUGGAUACGUCGCAUCUCGACGAAGAGAGCCAUGAUGUGAUUCAACUGAAAACCUGUCCUCGAUGUAAGAAGGGGAUCCGUAAGAGCCUGCGAUACGGUAACAUUAUUAAACAGCAGUUGCUUGACAUUGAAAAAGUCAAGGCCAAGGUCAACGGGGAUCAGGUUGAGAUUGAGGCUGCAAAGAAAGACUUGGAAACAAGUUUGAGAGCUUUGAAGCCGACACUUGAGUCGGAAGAUGAAGAGAGAGACUGGGACAUACUAAUGAAACGUGUGACCAAAUUGUCGAACAUGUUUAUGGCAGCUGUCACCAAAAACAAGGUGAUGCUGAUGAAGAGAUUUGCGGAGAUAAACCAGAAGAUGAAGCAUAGACUAUCUAUUAAGACCCAGAGCCAAGUCAACGACGAAAGUCGUGUGGAAGGUACGUGCGCAAUUAUUUUUUUCCUUUUCAGCGUGUGAAUGAAAUUACCGUCAGUAGAGAUCAAGAUAAAUGCCUCUGUUUGGGGAAAAUGAAACCCUCUUUUGUUUAAUGUGAAAGUUCCCUUAACAUCUAGGCUAACCCUCCACUGACAUACUGACAUUUCCCCCCAUCCCCCCUCCGCCCGCUACUGCUAUAACAUUUUAUUUUGCCCAUAGCAUAGUAUGUGAUAAAUUUUUCUGAAGCACACUGUCUCAUUUAUCGCCACGGAGGGGGGAUGGGCUGCAGAGGAUUUUGGUUCUGUCACAACAAAAUUUACCUGAUCUCCCCUGAUUAGCAAUCGAUUUUCUGUAGUCUCCCCCCCCCCAGGUGGUAGAUAAUGACUGGUCCUUUAAACCUUUAACUCCCAAGUUCUCAUUAGUAAUUCUCCUUACUGUCUUACAUACAAUUCUUAUGAUGUCAAUUUGGAGAAUUUGGUAUUGGAUCAACUUGUAGUCCCCUAAUUGAUAUUUUUCUUUAUUCUCAUCACUUCUAUGCUUGGUAUUUUUCUUUUAAACGUGAGCUUGCGAGUAUUUCCCAUAAUAAUUGUUCACUUCCUUCAGAGUAUCAUUACUUACUUUGGUGUCAUUUGGUAGGGUUCUCUUUGCAAGAGGAUCUGAAGUAUUUGCAGAAACGUGCAAAGUCAGGAGAAGCCACGGAGCGAGAGCUGCAUGACAUAAACCUGGAAUGUACCAGGGUUAAUCUGCGAUUGGAGCUGUGUCUGCUGAAACACGACAUCGCAAGCGUCAACUUGACUCCGGAGGAAUCGCAUGGUCAGAUGAUGAGAGAUGUUCGCGAGGAGUUGUCUAGCGGUAAACUAAUUCAAACUGAGAGAUUAGACGAACUGUUAGAUAUGCUGUCGGGAGUCAGGUGUGUUACUUGACAGUGAUUUUUGUCUUUUAACCCCUUAACCCCUAAGAUCUGAUUGUCAAUUCUCCCCUCUAGUUACUACACAUUUCCUUAUUGAUUGAUUACGAGAAUUAGGUGUUCAAUCAAGGUAAUAAAUUGUACCUGAUGAGUUUUAGUGUUCUCAUUACCUGUUUGCAGUAUAAUGUAUGGAUACUCUAGGGAGAUGUUACAUGUAAUCACUUCCGAGAGUUUAAGGGUUAAGGCAUUUUUAAAAGUUACUCUAUGACCCGUACGGCCUCGUGCGCGCGUUUAUUGGUAAAUAUUAGACAAGAAAGCCCGUAUGACGGUAGGUGAUGGCGCAAACAGGGCCAGAUAAAGCCGUGCGGCCGCGCAAGAUGCGAGCUAAUCGAAGAAAGGAGGGAAAUAAAAGAGCGGCGGUCAUAUAAUAAAGUUCUUUUUAACCUAUUGACGCUUCACUCGGUCUGUAAAUUAUGACAUGCCCCUCAAGCCGUAUGGUCCCCUCACCCAGUCAAUAAUUACAUAUCACGAGCCUUUUGACCCGUACGCGUUCGAGUUGGGGGAAACCAUGACGAGCUGUCUCCUUGUCAACCAUGCCUUACACUCUCAUGAAAAAAAACUUUUAUACCACUAAACAAACGGCAGAGAUGCAAAUAGCAAGAGUUGAAUCACUGUCUGGUACUAUUCGCGAUAACGUUUUCUUAAAUCUCUCCAUUAUUCCGGGUGUCUUCACUUUUUAUUACCAAAUUUGUGAGCAUCGAGGCCCAGAAUUGCUACGCAUGUGAUCUGUUUGGUCUUUCCGUUUUGAAGGAGACGCAAGAAAUUUGUGUCAUUUUAGGAUUUUAUACUGAAGACAAUAACGACGAUGACGACUAUGAUAGUAAAGAUAAUACAUUUUGUACUACUUGCAUUUUAGAAAAGCGUACCCAUGUCUGUUACCGUUGACGCCAGAAGAAAAACAACAGAUCGUGACGGCCAUGGGCCUCAAACAAGGUCAUUGGUACAAAUGUCCCCAGGGACAUAUCUAUGCCAUUACUGAGUGUGGCGGCGCUAUGGAGAAAAGCACGUGUCCUGAUUGCGGAGCUGUGAUUGGUGGAGAAAAUCACCGACUAGUAGAAGACAACCAAGUGGCGACGGAGAUGGAUGGUGCGAGAUACCCUGCCUGGUCCGAACAGGCGAACAUGGAAAAUUACGUGAUCAUGGAUGAGGCGUAAAAAAGGUUUAAAACUGAGUUUUUAAAGUAAUCGGAACCUCACUGACUAUAUUUUCAGUAGACUCCUUGGACAGUGUGGCAUGAGCGGCAGAGCUAAACCAAUUAGGAUUUUUUUUCUCUCGCGUACCGCGUGCUUAGCAAAGGCUGAGCGUAAUAGAGUUUUACUUCGAUUUGCAUGCAAUAGUUUCAGCUUGUUAACUAUACGUUCAAUAGAAAAUUUAGGUGUUGUGCCAUGAGAGGCAAGGUUUAACUAUCGUGAUUUGUUCUUUCGCGUAUCGCUGGCUUAGCGAAGGAUAAGCGGAAUUAAUGUUUACGCCGAUUUGAUUGCAUAGCGUCAACUUAAGGUGCGAGGCUAAUGAAUUUGAACUAAGACUUGUUUAUUUGGAGUCAAGUUUCAUUAGAAAUGUAUCUUUUUCAGGAAACCUGUGAUUAAGCUUUACUUUUUUUUCCUGUGCAUACGAAAGCAUGGCAGCAAGCUGUUGGUCAACGGAAACGUAGAACAAGCAACACUGGAGAAUAACCGCUAAGACGCGCAGUGCGUUGUUACUUGGCGUCCAAUCCUCCCGAAGGGGGGGGGACGUUACUUCCUAGUAAUUUUGUUUUGGGGAUUUGCCACUGGAUUGGUCGCAUGUUUACUGCUGGAUUGAGGAUAAAAAAGUUUCAUUUUUAUCAGAGUCGGGGUCGUACGUUUUUGCGGGAUUUUGGGGUGAGAAAACUUUGGUUAGUAGGAAAUUAGUAAUGGGAAAAUUUGCGAUUGAAAAAUGGAUUAAUAUGGUGUCAAUAAUUGGCCACAAAAUUGGGGCAGGAGCACAUUACUUGGACUCCUGAAUGGGGUUAGGGGCUCUGAGAGGUCUGCGGCAUAUAACCAGCAAAAAUGGACCUGAGUAAUCCUCCGGGCGUCCAAAGCAGUCCUUUUGCAUUGAAACAAAUUGGGAAUACUUUUUCUGAUCGCAAAUAGCUUUCAUGUCGAGGGUGACCGAUUAUUACAUCUUAAUUUGUACACUGCUUUCUUGGAGCCAGCUCAGUUUAAACCUAAUCGAAACUCGAAUAAACUAAGAGGGUAAAAGAUCAACAUCAGCGUGGUGGGUGUAGACAAGAGAAUAUUCCCUUGGUGUAGAUCAUGUCAAAAUACCGUUAUCAGGAAAGAUUGAAUCAUUUGAUUGGUUCUCGACACUAAAACAUUAAUUUUUUGUUUUUCCCUGACCAGUUUUCUCGAGAUUUCUGCUUUCCAUUCCCCUUAUUUACCCUUAAAGAAAAAUUCCAAGAAAAUCCCCUCUGAAUAUGGGAUGAAAACCGCCACAAAAAUGUAGUGGCGUUUGUCACGUUGGCUUAUCGUGCGUGACUUAUUUAAUCAGUCCUCUCGGAAUCCGUCAGUAUAUUUCGAAAAACAUUGUUAGUCGGUGAUGAAUAAAUUGUAUUUGCUUUCCCCGUUUUAGCUCUCUUUGUUGAUAUAAGAAAGGAUCCUGAUUACUUCUAUGGAGAUCCAGACCCUUUAACCCCGAUGAGUGACCAAGACAGAAACUCUCCUUACUAAAUCAACACAAUAUCAAAGAGGCAAGGGAUGAGAAUAAAGAAAAAUAUCAGUUAUGGAAUUAUUUGUUGAUUCGGUACCAAAUUCUCAGAACUAACAUCACAAGAACUGUAUGGCAGACAGUAAGGAGAAUUACUAAUGAGAUCUUGGUAGUUAAAGGGUUGAUCCUAUUAAAAAAUGGGGUCAUCCUUUUGAAAAAAAAACUGUUACGUUGCACACUUGAGAAACGGUCUCUUAGGAUCCUUCCGCUAUCGAUCGAUCGAUCAUUUCUCUGUUGUCGUUUUUUUUGACGCAUUUCCCUCCAGAAACUACUUACGAACAAACUACUUCCUUUCCACACAUAAUCUUUAAUUAAUUGGUUUUGACUGACUCACGGAUCACGUCACUGAAAUUCGAUUCGUUUUUGUGAUCAACUCUGAACAUUCAACCAAUCACAAGGAAGAUGCUUUUCUCAGAAUUGCUUCGAGGAAGGUUCUGCGAAAUGUGAACCACAGUUGCUGUCCUUAUUUUCCUUGUCUUUAGCGGAGAAAGUUCUUCUCAACGGCUCCAAGUGAAGUGAAGGUAUGUAGAAAUUGUGUAUAUAUUAUGUGGAUAAUUGAUGACGGUACCGUGUUAAAAACAACUGAUUCAGAACGGCCCUUGAGUUUCAUUAGUAGCCAUUUAAAACGCAAGUAUGGUUUUUGACCGAUGUAGGGGAGAAUUGUUUGGGUUUUGGUUUACUUUAUCGUCACGUAGGCUCUUAUUACAAAGAUGAAUUAAGAAGAAUGAGAGCUUGAAUGAUAGACCAUUUUUUUCGUAUAUACAAUUUCUGAAUAACUUGUGUACGGUUCUAGAGAAAAAUGUUUUGCUUCUAUAUGCUAAUGAGUGCCUUAAAUUAGAAAUGAAUUGUAAUAUAUCUUCAAGAGACAAUGGGAAAUUUACGUAGGGGGUCUGUGGAAAUUCUUUUGAACAAAAUCAAAUUUAUAAUGCUUUGUUAAUAUGCAAAUUUUUGGUGAUCUCGUUUCUUAACAAAGUUUUUACUGUUCAUGGUAAACUUAUUAAUUUUUUGCUCGAAUUUUGUCGCGUCAGUUCGCAAAGUCUAGUGCAAUAGAUUCGCGAAACUUUCGCAGUUGUAUAACAUUACUUCUUGGUCGCGUGAUUGAAUCUCGCUUUUCUUACGUGACACAAGAAUCAUUCCAUGCGUUCGACCAAUCAGGAAGAGGAUGCUUUUCCCGGAAUCGCUGAUACGCUUCGCAGUGUUUCGCAGAAUAAUCUGCUUCGAAAGAUGAUAGCGCUCAAGUGACGUUUACAUCUUUUCCGCCUCUUUUCCCCUGUUUUCGUGAUAAGUGGUACACCAAAUCUAUUUCGAGAGAGUCUUGGGUAUGUAUUGAUCAUAAAUAUUGCUGAAUAUUUCAGAAAGUAGUACUAACUCUUAAACAAUUGAAACUUAAGGCCUUCAGGAUUCCCUGUAGCUCGAUUAAAUGCAAAUAUAUGGACUUUUGUACUUGGCGAUACGCUGAUUCUUGUUAUUGGAAAGAAUUUCCACAACUUUAGUAUAGAAAUCGAUCUGUUACUAAAAGAGAAGUACGUCGACUUCCCACACGAUCUGAACGUUCUCAAGAAAACUUUCAAACGACAUAUUUUCAUCCUGAAUAAUUAGAUAAUAAUUAAAUAAAGUGUGUGGAAUUCCAAAGUUACCUAGUGGGUUAAAAAUGUAGUACUUACCUUUCUUGAAAGAUCCUCGAUGCUACAGAAAACAGCACUUCUGAACUUAGAGACUUCAGAAUAUUUCAUUGAGAUGAAGACACACUCAUUAAAAACGGUAUUAUAUUUAAUGGUCGGCUCUGUAGCGAGUGAAUUUCUGGUAUCUUCUGCGGUUUCUUUUGGCAUGCUCGUUUUUAGACUAAACAGACUAAACAGAAUCUUUCGACCAUCUUAAAGCUAUAAGUUUCCAGAGUUGUUCAUCGAAUCGGUAAAUUCAAGCUGUUUAAGAAUGAUAUGAAUCAAGAUCUAAAGCACUAGAGUGCAUUAACUAGAUUAUGAUAACUGACAACAUGUAAAUUUGCAAUGUCUGUAGCGUGCAAUAGAAAUAGACAAAUUGGUAGCUACUGCCUCCUUGUCGAGAAAGGUAGUGACCUAAAGUUCAGGCGUCCUAUUCAACCGGCCAUGUAUGAUUUGGAAAUAGAGGCAGCGGAAGGGGUGGGGCGAAAGGCGAAAUAUUUUCCCCAUCCCCACCCCUCUCCUUGUUUUUGAUCGUCGCUCACCCCAUUGGUAAAAAUUUCUUUCUCUCCCCAGCUUACCAUUGCUAUUAACAUCAAAGAUGGCGGCCAUACUUAUCGCUGAAAAAAUAUUGAGUACUCGCUCGCCAAAAUUACGCCUGCUUUGUAGGCUAGGAGGAUAAGCAAACAAGACGCUCAGUAGGGUUCCCUUGGGAUCAAUAUUAGUGCCUUCAACGGAUAGAGUAAUUUUUACAUUAGGAAACCUUUAAAUAGAUCUAUCUAAGGAAUACCAAGCCGUUGGGUAAAAAACAUGAGCGGCUCAUCAUCCAUAGCUUGUUAAAAUACAGUUUUCUGUAGAAACGAUUUUAAUAACUCCUGGAGAGAUCUCUAAACCACCUUAAUCCUACAAAACUAAGUUCAGGUAUACGAGUUUUUAGUCUUAUUUUGUUACCCUCAAAAACACAAGCAUUGAUGCAAAUGCUGCUGAUCAUCGUUAGAUGAUCAGUAACACUUCUCAAGGUUUAUCUAUUAGUUACUUUAAUUUUGAAAGCUUCAAACACGACUACAAACUUACUUAAUUUCUGGCCAAUCGACCGACUGACUUUCAAGCGCAAAAUUGACCAAUCAAAUGAACGAACCAGACUCCUUACACUCGACUGUAAGGUAGCUCUUCACUUGACUCUGAUAGUGACUUCCGCUGAGGUUGUCGAAACAAUAGUAACUGUAAGCAACAACAGUCCUUUUCAGGACUUCUCUAAUCUGGAAAAUCAGACUACAAGAUCGACCACUUACUAUCUUACCACCUCUUGUCACGAGAAUUGUUGGUAACUCUUUCUUUCUUUCCCUUUUCUUUCGAAAGAAGAAAAGAAGUCCUCAGUGAUCUUAAGUAUGUCAAACACUCGAUGGCGCUGCUCCCCUAACUUCAAAAUAGAACAAAAAUGAAGAGAGCUGAUACAGGAGAAAGGAAUCCGCGCGUCUCUUUCAAUGGGCAAGGAUUAAUGGAAAGAAACGGCAGUAGAACUCGUCAUUCACAUGAGUUUUCCCGGGGAAGAAGACCCGCAUUUGAUAGAAAUGGGGCAGGAACACAUGUACAACGAGGAAGAGAGUCUAAUCCUCUCAAUUAUAAGGCCUUAGAAAAAGUAUGUAAUUCAAACUCUCCUGACGAGGGAAUUUUGGAUCUUUUCAACAAAUCUAAACGAUUUGAAGCUCUACUGGAGGCGGAAGAAAUACGACCUGAUCUGAUGAAGCUUGUUAUUCGAGCUAUUCACAUGUGCUGCUUACCGAAUGAUAAAAAGGAGAUUGCUAAUAAACUUCUGCGCAUGGUAAUUAAAAAAAAUUUUUUACAGUUGCAUCUAACCAAGUUUAUCAGCCAGAUGUCCAAUGUCUCGGCGUUUAGUGACAAUUACCAGCCUGAUAGACUGGUCUUGCUGUUAGCAGAGGUUUUCCUGGAGUUGCUGCAGAGAUUUGAACAGGACGUAAUUCACUUCAUUCCCAGUGCCCAACUGAAUGAGACGGUGGGUAAUCUGAAGAGUAAGGGUCUCCUUGAAGACGCAGAGACGUUGGAGAAGAAACUUCAUCAAGUCAAGGAGUACAAAGAUGACAUAAAUCGCCGGAAAACAGUUCGCCAGAAUCAAUCUCAUCGAACUCCACCCGAGGAUUUUCGUAAAAUGAGCGUGAUUCCCCAAGCCGCAGAUUUAAGACCUUACAGCAAGCCUUUCCUUCGUGAAAACGUUGUAGAUGGAAAGUACUUAGACCAGGAUCAUUAUUUAGACGUGCAAUUUCGACUUUUAAGAGAAGACUUCAUCCUGCCUUUGCGCAAUGGAAUAGAACAACUUCAAAAGUCCUACAAUCCGGGAGCAGGGAACGUGAAUCACAGCAAACGCGCGCGAAGCGUUCGCGUGUACAAUGACGUCACAAUAAUGUAUCCCGUAUGCAGCGGAAAGGGUAUGGUUUACAGAAUCCGGUUCAACUCGUUUCACCCGGAUAUAGCUCGCGUGAGAUGGGAGAAGAGCAAGCUUUUCAAACUGGGCUCUCUACUUUGUCUUUCAUCAGAUGAAUUUCGCACUCUUCUAUUUGCGAUCGUGGAGAAUCGAGAUUCACGCGACCUCUGUGUUGGCGAGCUUGAAGUGCGAUUUGAAGACGUCCAGUUCGAAAAUCUGAAUCGGUUUAUUGAGGAAAAAAAGAAGUUUGAUAUGGUAGAAUCCCCAGCAUUCUUUCAAGCCUACAGACAUGUUUUGGAGGGCUUGCAAGAGAUUGAGCCGGGUGGACUUCCCUUUGAAGAACACAUUGUGCGAUGCAAUCAAAAUGUGGGGCCACCUGCGCAUGAAAUCAACACUGGUGGUUUCUUCGACUUGAGUGGAAUGAUAGGAGAAGGAGUGGACUCAAAGGCUUCUCAACCAAGUGCCGGUGAUGACAGUAGUGAAGCUUCCGAAAAUGGCAGCCCAGUAACCGACCGACCCGCUCGUGUCGAGAAUAUUUACGACUUGGAACUCAAUCCAGAAGAUCUGGGCUUCAACGAGUCACAGAUGAAAGCUUUCAAAAUGGCACUGACCAAAAAGUUCGCCGUCAUUCAAGGACCGCCAGGGACUGGGAAGACGCACGUUGGUCACAAGAUAGCACGUGUUCUUCUACAGAGCGCCCCUAUGUGGCAGAACGAUAGUGAACCGUCACCAAUUUUGAUGGUGUCGUACACGAACCACGCCUUAGACGAUUUCUUAGCUGAACUAAAGAUGGAAGGUAAAGUUACAAAAGGGGGGCAUUUUUCAUGUGUGAGAACUCUUGGGGUUCCAAGUCACUAACAAAGAGCCAAGGACUGAAACUAAGCUUUUCUCGAAUUGUUGCUAUUGCUCUGAAACACUUCUUGAUUUUUCGAGAAUACUUAGGCUACCCUUUUAACCAAUCAGAUGCAAUGCAGUGAUGUAGCAGUGUCGAUAAGACUACACACCACACUUAACCAGAGUCGAUCUGUUUUCUUUUAUCACAAUAUCGACGUCAAAACGAGUCUUUCAGUGCGUGACCAUUGCGUGACUACUGCGUGACUCGUUGGCGCAAACGACGUUGUCUGUACUCUUUUCGACAACGGCAAAUUGGUCAAUCAGAUCACGACAUUACUGCAUACUGUGCUAAAAAAGUAAAUACUUGUGUGUACAUAAAUGCGUUUAAUUAUAUUUUGUCUGGAAUGUCUUACCCAUAAUAGGUAUUGUGCGCGUUGGUGGACGUUGCAGUGAAAAGUUGGAGCGCUACUCCCUGAAGGCGCGGCGGAAUGAAGCUGCUGACAAUAAGGAAACUCCACAUGCAAUCUACAGUGCAAGAAAAAGUGCUCAAAACGAGAUCCGAGAACUAAACGAAGAAGGAUCCCUCGAUCUUUGUGUUGCUGUCCUAAAAUUUUCUAGAAGAAGGAUUCUCGCAUUCCAGAUUCUAAGCAAAUUCAUGAUGAAUCGUCAUUACAAAUGGUUUCACAAACCUCGAACCAACAAAGAUUCCUUGUUAUGUGAAUGGCUAGGCCUGCACUUCGACGCUAAGCGAAACAAUACUAAGAAUAAUGAUCAUAAUGUAAAAAUGGAGAAGGUUUUUCAGACGCAGGAGUCAGCUCGGAACUUCGAAGAUAACGAAGAGGAAAGAGAAACCCAGCCGUCAGAGGUAACUAUCAGUACAAUUGAAGACACUGAAAAACCGCUUAUGCUUCGUGACAAUCUUCUUCGAGAGGACGUCAUUAGUGAAGAGAAACGUAAUAUUUACAACUUGUGGAGAUUGUCGUCACUUGAACGAUGGAGGCUGUACAGAUUGUGGCUUCAGAAAGCAGAGAAAUUUUACAUGAAGAAACUUCAGAGCAAACAGCCAGAUUACGAAAGAGCAUUGGCGCGUAAGUUUGAAGUAAUGCUCGAGGAAGACUUUCAUAUUCUUCAAAGUGCGAAAAUCAUUGGAAUGACCACCACUUGUGCCGCCAAAUAUCGCCGUAUACUCCAGCGGAUUCGCCCUAAAAUUGUGAUUGUCGAAGAAGCCGCUGAAGUUAUGGAGGCCCACAUAAUUACGUCACUGACUAAAGACUGUCAACACCUGAUUUUGAUUGGUGAUCACAAGCAACUCAGACCUAAACCGGAAGUGUAUGUCUUAGCCAAGAAGUACCAUCUGGAUGUGUCCCUGUUUGAAAGAAUGGUGAAUGUGGGACUUCAGUGUGAGACCCUCAACGUACAGCAUCGUAUGAGACCUGAAAUUGCCGCCUUGAUGAAACACAUUUAUGACGAUCUUGAGAAUUACAAGACAGUGGAGGAAUAUAAAGAUAUCAGAGGAAUGAAGAAGAACAUGUUCUUUGUCAACCACAGUCAUUUAGAGAAUCCCUGCGAAGACUCGUUCAGCCACGUGAAUGAUCACGAAGCUAAUUUUGUGGUGGCCUUGUGUCGCUAUCUGUUACAACAAGGUUAUAAAGCCCAUCAAAUUACCCUUCUGACAACCUACACAGGACAAAUGUUCGCCAUCAGAGACUGCGUCCAAGUGAGACAAAGGAACGACCUCAGCCAAGUGCGUCUUACAACAGUCGACAACUUUCAAGGUGAAGAAAAUGACAUCAUUCUUCUAUCGCUCGUGCGCAGUAACAAAGAAGACGAGGCUGGGUUCAUCAAGAUGCAAAACCGUGCAUGCGUGGCGCUUUCUCGUGCUAAAGAGGGCUUUUACUGUAUUGGAAACUUCACCCUUCUCUGCAAACACAGUGAAGUCUGGAGCAAGAUUAUUGACGAUUUGAAAGCGAGUGAUAGCUUUGGCGUGUCCUUACCCCUUAUCUGUCAAAGCCACAAUGAAGAGAUCACAGCAGAAACAGCCGAAGAUUUCGAAGAGAAAGCUCCUGACGGGGGAUGUCAGCGUCCUUGCGAAGUGCGCCUGGAUUGCGGUCAUGCCUGCAAACGGUCAUGUCACCCUUAUGAUGUCGAUCACUUGGAGUAUCGCUGUGGAGAGCUGUGCGUCAGGAAAAUCGUUGGCUGUGACCACACGUGUUCAAAGGUUUGCUGGCAGAAAUGUGACACAUUCUGUCAAGAGGUGGUGGAGAAGACUCUACCAUCCUGUGGGCACAAGACAACCGUGAAAUGCGGCAGGGAUUUGAACAAGGUCCAGUGCAAAGAAAAAUGUGAAAAAAUUCUACCCUGUUCCCACCGCUGUCAGAACCACUGUGGUCAACCUUGCACAAGAGAAUGCCAGGAGCUUGUCAAGAGAACAGAUUGGCCAUGUGGACAUGAAGUCAGUAUUGCUUGCUCAGCAACACCGGCAGAUUGCACAACCCGUUGUCAGGACGUUUUGGAAUGCGGCCACCAGUGCCCUGGAACGUGUGGUGAGUGUCGCAUGGGUCGAGUUCAUAAGCGGUGUAAGAACAGGAGCAAGCAAGUACUGGUUUGUUCUCAUGGGUACACGUCAUCAUGCGCAAAAUCCUGCCCGCCAUGUGGGAUGUCAUGCGAAAACCGUUGUAGGCAUUCGAAGUGUAAACACCCCUGCAGUGAGUCGUGCAAGCCUUGCACAGAAAAGUGCAAUUGGAAAUGCCGACAUUACAGUUGUAGCAAGUUGUGUGGUGAGUUGUGCGAUCGCCCAAGAUGUGACAGGCCUUGCGAAAAGUUCCUCAAGUGCGGAAGUAAGAGUCGUCCCCAUCGCUGCCGAGGCUUGUGUGGAGAGGAGUGCAUUUGUGCCGUGUGCGAGAAAAACAAUGGCGAUCCAAUCACCCAAAUAUUUUUAGGUGGAGAAGACGAACCAGAUGCGCGUUUCGUUCAGCUUCCGGACUGCAAACACAUCUUCGCUGUAAAAGAUCUUGAUCAGUAAGUGUGGUCUUCUAUAUUUGAAUUUUUCUUUCAUCCAACGCAGUAAUUAUUUGUAAACCCCAACGAAGCUAAACUAGAGUAGAGCCCCAUUCCAUGCAAUUGUGUGGCAAUUAAGAGCCGCUGCAAGAGCGGAUCCUGGAAUCCCGUAGCCUAAAUAAUAUGAGACAGUGUCUCAAGACAAGUACAUUUUGAGUUACUUUAUUGAUUUGUAACGUGUGAUCCUUUUGUUGCUAGAAUUUUGGUAAGAGACAAAAAGCGACAAAACCCGCACGUCUGGUGAGGAAGGGAGGGGGCUGGUCCUGACCCCUGGACCCCCCCCCCUGGAUCUGCUAUUGGGCCAUUAGGGCCAAAACCGUCAGAUCUUGGCCAUCAGCUUAAGGUUUCUCAGUGUGUUACGUGUGUGGGGUGAGUUUAAACAUGUUCGGUGAACAAUUUUAUCUCGUGUGAAUCAUUUAGCAGUCUUAAUUAUCACUAUUUCAUAGCUACAUGGAUACGUCCCAUCUAAACGAAGAGAACUGUGAGGUGAUUCAACUGAAAACUUGUCCUCUAUGCAAGAAGAGUAUCCGUAGGAGCCUGCGAUACGGUAAUAUUAUUAAAAAGCAGUUGUUUUACAUUGAAAAAGUCAAGGCUAAGGUCAACGGGAAUCCGGUUGAGAUCAAGGCUGCAAAGAAAGACUUGGAAACAAGUUUGAGAGCUUUGAAGCCGACGGAGGAUGAAAAGAAAGACUGGAACACACUAAUGAGAAGUGUGACCAAAUUGUCGAACAUGUUUAUGGCAGCUGUCACCAAAAACCGGGUGAUGCUGAUGAAGAGAUUUGCCGAGAUAAACCAGAAGCUGAAUCAUAGAAUAUUUUUUAAGACUCAGAGCCAAGUCAGCAACGAAAGUCGUGUGGAAGGUACGUGCGCAUGUUUCUUUUUUUUUUCCUAGUGUACCAAUGAAAUUACCGUCAGUAGCGACUUAGAUAAACGCCUCUGUUUGGGGAAAAUGAAACCUUUUAUGGUUUAUUGUGAAAGUUCCCUUACGGUUUUGGUUAACCUGCCACUGACAUACUGACUGUUCUGCACCUACGGGUAAGACACAGGUAGAAUUGAAGAUCAACCACGGGAAUCAAGGAUUCGAGAAUUUAUUUGCACUAUAUCCGAUUAAUUACAGUUCCCGAUUAAUUACAGUUCAAACUUCACUUCUUCAAACAAUCGUAGUUCUGAUCUCUCCCUCUGCUCGUUACAAUAUUUUUUCGCGUCCUUUUUAUGUAACGUUUACGCAAUGGAGGCAUAUAUUUUCACGAAACUAUGUAAAUAUUCUGCGCGAAAUGCCGAUCGCAUCUUACGGUACUCACAAAUAUAAUGUUUCAUGACAAUGUUUCUGAGAAUGCGGAUUAAUUAACUAGAAAAUGAUUCCGUUAAUGUAUCCUCAAAGGGAUAAGCCUAGUAGUCGUAACACAAUUACACUAAACUAUGUAAAUAGUCUGUGUGAAAUACAGAUCACUGACAUAGCCUCCCCCUCCCCCUGCUAUUGCUAUAACAUUUUCUUUUGCCCAUUGCAUAGUAUGUGAUAACUUUUUUUAGGCACAGGUCUUAUUUAUCGCCACGGAGGGGGAUGGGCUGUGGAGGAUUUUGGUUGUGUCACGACAAUUUACCUGAUCCCCCUGAGGCUCUGUAAUAUUCUAAUGAUUCCCCCCAAGUUGGCUGUUAAUUGGCAAUCAAGUCUCUAUAGUCCCUCCUCCUUCCCCCCAGGUGAUAGAUAAUGACUGGUCCUUAACUCCCAUCAGCUAAUACUCCCCUUAUUGAUAUUUUACUUUAUUCUCAUCACUUCUGUGCUUGAUAUUGUAUUGAUAUGAUGAGGAGAAAUUCCCUCUUGGUCACUCAUGAGAGGUAAAGGGUUAAGGAGUUGUGAUCUCACGACGAAUUUUUGUUUUAAAUGUGAGCCUACGAGUAUCUUCCAUAAUAAUUGUUCGCUUCCUUCAGAGUAUCAUUGGUUACUUUUGGUGUCAUUUGGUAGGGUACUCCUUGCAAAAAGAUUUGAAGUAUUUGAAGGAGCGUGCUAUGUCAGGAGAAGUCAUGGAGCGAGAGCUGCAAGACAUAAACCUGGAAUGUACCAGGGUUAAUCUACGAUUUGAGCUGUGUUUGCUGAAACACGACAUCGAAAGCAUCAACCUGACUCCGGAGGAGUCGCAUGGUCAGAUGAUGAGAGAUGUUCGCGAUGAGCUGUCCAGCGGUAAACUAAUUCAAUCCGAGAGGUUGGACGAGCUGUUAGAUAUGCUGUCGGGAAUCAGGUGCGUUACUUGACAGUGUUUUUUGUCUUUUAAGGCAUUUUUAAAAGUUUCUCUAUGACUUAUACGGCCUCGUGCACGUUUUUAUUGGUAAUUAUUAGACAAGAGUGCCCGUACGAGGAUAAGCGAUGGAGUAAGCAGGGCCAGAUAAAGCCUUGCGGCCGCGCAAGAUGCGAGCUAAAAGAAGAAUUGAGGGAAAUAAAAGAGCGGCGGUCAUAUAAUAAAAUUCUUUUUGACUGAGUUAGGUCGGACCGGGUGAGAAAAUAUUUGACUCUUUGUCACGACGCGAGGACCACGCAACGCUCGGUCCGUAAAUCAUAAAAUGCCCCAACGGGCCGUCUGGUCCUCUCACUCAGUCAAUAGUUACAUAUCACGUGCCUUUUGUACGCGCUCGAGGUGGGGUAAAAAACAUGUCUCCCUGCCCACCACACCUACUCCCAGGAAAAAACUUUUACACCACUAAACAAACGGUCGAGAUGCAAAUAGCAAGAGUUGAAUCUUUGCCUGUUACUGAUCGCGAAAACGUUUUCUUUAAUCUCUCUAUUAUUCUGGGUGUCUUCACUUUUGGUUACCUAAUUUGUGAGCAUCGAGGCCCAGAAUUGCUAUGCAAGUGAUCUGUUUGGUCUUUCCGUUUGAAGGAGACACAAGAAAUUUGCGUCAUUAUAGGAUUUUUAUAUUGACGACAAUAACGACGACGACGACUAGGAUAGUAAAGAUAAUACGUUUUGCACUACUUACAUUUUAGAAAAGCGUACCCAUGUCUGUUACCGUUGACACCGGAAGAAAAACAACAGAUCGUGAGCGCCAUGGGCCUCAAACAAGGUCAUUGGUACAAAUGUCCUCAGGGACAUAUCUAUGCCAUUACUGAGUGUGGCGGCGCAAUGGAGAAAAGCACGUGUCCUGAUUGCGGAGCUGUGAUUGGUGGAGAACGUCACAGACUGGUAGAAGACAACCAAGUUGCGACUGAGAUGGAUGGUGCGAGAUACCCUGCCUGGUCUGAACAGGCUAACAUGGAAAAUUACAUGAUUGUGGAUGAGGCGUAAAAAGGUUUAAAACUGAGUUUUAAAAGUAAUCGGCAGCUUUCUGAUUAUACUUUAAGUAGACUCCUUGGACAGUGUGUCUAGAGAGGCAGACCUAAACCAAUUUUGAUUUGUUCUCUUGCUUACCGCACACUUAGGGAAGGCUGAGCGCAAUAAAUUUUUACUUCGAUUCGCAUGCGAUAGUUUCAGCUUAUUAAUUAUGCGUUCAGUAGACAAUUUGGGCGUUGUGCUUUGAGAGGCAAAGCUAAAUUACCGUGAAUUUUUGUUCUUUCGCGUGCUGCGUGCUCAGCGAAACAUAAGCGAAAUGAAUGUUUACGUCGAUUUGCUUGCAUAGCGUCAAUUUAAAGCGCGAGGCUAAUGAAUUUGAACGAAGACUUGUUUAUUUGGAGUCAAGUUUCAUCAGAAAUGUAUCUUUUUCAGAAAACCCGUGAUUAAGCUUUAAAUUUUAUUUCUGUGCAUACGAAAGCUUGUCAGUAGGCUGUUAGUGGAAAACGCGCAGUCUGUUGUUACUUGGCGUCCAUCCCCCGGGGGGGGAAGGUUUCUUUCUGGUAAUUUUCUUUUGGGGAUUUGCCGCUGGAUGGGUCGCAUGUUCACAACUAGAUUAAGUAUAAUGGAAUUUCAUUCUCAUCAUAGUUGUGGUUGCAAGUUUUUGAGGGAUUCUGGGGUAAGAAAAUUUUGGUUAGUAGGAAUUUAGAAAUGGGAAAAUUGGCGGUUGAAAAAGGGAUUAAGGUGCUGUUUGUAAAUGGCCACAGAGUAUAAUAUAAUGGGGUUAGGGGCUCUGAAAGGUCUGCGGCAUAUAACCAGAAAAAAUUGACCUAACUAAUUCCCCUUACCCUUCGGGUGUCCAAAGCAGCCCUGUUGUAUUGAAACAAGUAGGAAAUACUAGCUCUGAUCGCAAAUAGCUUUCAUUGGGAGUGUGAUUGAUUAUCACAUCUUAAUUUGUACACAGCUUUCUUGGAGCCAGCUCAGUUCAAACCUAAUCUGCGAAACUCGAAUAAACUGAGAGGGUAAAAGAUCAAUAUAAGCGCGAUGGGUGUUGACAAGAGAAUAUAAGAUAGGUUCUCGACACUAAAACGUACAUUUUUUUUCCCUGACGAGUUUUCUAGAGGUUUCUGCCUUUCAUUCUCCUUAUUUGCCCUCAAAGAAAAAUUCCAAAAAAUUCUCCUUUGAAUAUUGGAAGAAAAACCGCCACAAAAAUGUAGUGGCGUCAGUCACGUUCGCUUAUCUUGCGUGACUCAUACAAUCAGUUCUCUUGGAAUCAGUAUAUUUCGAGAAACAGUGUUAUCCGGUGAUGAAGAAGUUAUAUUUGCUUUCCCCGUUUUAACUCUUUUUGCUGAUACGAGAAAUGAUCCUGAUUACUUCUAUGGAGAUCCAGGAGAGAAAAAUAUUAAUUUGAUUAAGUAUAUUGCAAAAAAGGGCAAUCCUUUUGAAGAGAAAACUAAUGCGUCAGACACUUGAGAAAGGGUCUCGCUAGAUCCUUGCGUAGUCGAUCGAUCCUUUUUUUGUUGUUGUUGUUGUAAACAAAUGUUUUUUUCGACACGUUUCCCUCAAGAAACUACUUACGAACAAACUACUUCCUUUCCACACAUAAUCCUCAGUUUAUUGGUUUUGAUUGACUCCCGGAUCAUGUCAAUGAAAUUCGAGAAAUUCGACCCUUUUUAGCGAUCAACUCUGAACAUUCAGCAAAUCACGAGGAAGACGCUUUUCUCAGAAUUGUUGAAAUGAAGCUUCGAGGACGGUUCUGCGAAAUGUGAAGCACAGAUGCUGUCCUUAUUUUCCUUGUCUUCUCUGGAGAAAGUUCUUUUCAACGGCUUUGAGUGAAGUCUAGGUAUGCAGAAGUUGAUUUUAUAUUAAGUGGAGAACUGAUUGCGGUACUGUAUUGAAAACAACUGAUGCAGAACGGCCUUGAACUUCACUGGUAGCCAUUUAAAACGUAAUAAUAAUUUUAGACCGAUGUAGGGAAGAAUUGUUUUAGUUUUUGAUUAAUUCAUCGUCACGUAGGCUAUUAUGUUAUUACAAAGAAAUAGUGUUAGAAGAAUGAGGACUUGAAUAAGAUAACGGUUUUUUUGUAUAUAUAUAAUUUCUAAAUAACUUAUGUACGGUAUGUUACACUGUCAGUCAGUUAUAUCACUGAAGUCCAAAUUUAAACAGUUGUUUGUUGUCCUGAGAAAAAAUGUUUUACUGCUAUAUGCUAAUGAGUGCUUUCAAUUAAAAAUGAAUUGUAUUAAAUCUUCAGGAGACAAUUGGAAAUUUGUUUCGUGGGUCAGUGGAAAUUAUUUUUAACAAAAUUAAAUUUAUAAUGCUUUGUUUAUAUGUAAAUUUUUGGUGAACAUGUUUCUUAACUAACCGGCUUAUUACAGCAUGUGGUAAUUUCAUUCAUUUUUUUCACAAUUUUUCUUUUGUUGAUUUCAUACAUCGCCAAGUUGCAUAUGUCUUAAAGAAGAAAAAAAAAUCCUGUUUUGAGUGAAGGUAAAAUAUUGGAUUUUUACACGGGCAUAAUGGUAGAACUUUUCGCGUUUUAGUCUCAUUUUUCAAUGUUAGAAUUGUUGUUUUAUCAGUGACUAUUACUGACCUGUAUUUACAGUUGAAUUUA